AUGUCGUCGCCGCCUCCAAAACAAAGCCCUUUGGAGAUUGCUGCAGAGGCAGCACUAACGGCGGUCGCAUGCUGCGUUCUCACCCCCCUGGUGGUACCUAUUUUAGUAGUGAAAGGCGCCAACAGCUGGAGGAAGCAGUGGAUCAAGAAGAGAGAGAAACAGCGAAGCCAACGAGAGAUCAAGAAGAAAUGCUAUCAGUCUCGGGGCCGCCCUCGGACCAAAAAGAGUUCCGAGGGCACCGGACCCCUUUUCACCCGGCUUCCACCCGAAAUCAGGCGUCGCAUUCUUAUCCAAGCAUUUGGCGAGCGGACCCUCCACCUUGACCUUGCUUUUAUAAGAGGCGGUGGCUCAUCUGCAAAGUGGAGGUGGUACAGCUGUAUCUGCCAUAGCGAUCAACCAGGCCUGCAUCACGACGGAAGGCUUGCAAGGGGGAGAACACCCUGUGGUUACCAUGGAUCGCCGUACGAGAGGGACCAGAGAAACCCGUUGGCAUGCCCCAGAUCGGAUCCAACAAUUCCAGCUCAUGCGGGACCAUGCCCUGAUAAUUGCCGUGUCGGGGCAUCCGGCUGGCUGUUGACAUGUCGGCAGGCAAAUUUGGAAGGGCUUGAGGUCCUCUAUGGGACCAACACCAUUCAUAUCGAUACACGCAUUCUUCUGCUCGGCCUCCAUGAAAUCCUAUCACCGGAAAAGUUGCGCUUAAUGAAGGAUCUCGAAAUUAACGUAUCUAGAAUCAUUGACGUCGCUUCUUACUUCAAAGGGAUCUCCAACGAAACUCCUCCUGAGAACAAAUCAGUUUUGUUUCCAUCUCUACGCCGGUUGCGGUUCACUGUUUCCGGGAUGGACUACUUUCCCCAGGAGGAAGUAGACAAGCUAGCACAACGAAUCCUAUUGCCAGGCACAGAAGUAAUAGUGUCCCGUGAUAAUGAUCUACACUGGCAUAAUGAGGGGAAUAUAGAAAUUAGACCAGACAGUACGUUUCAUGUUAUUUACUUUGUUUUUCAUUCAACGCAGCUAACAAAUACACAGUACUAUAAUUUGUUGUCAUCAAUCUUCUCCUUUUGGCUAUCAUCGGUCGUCGUUACAUGGGCCUGGAAUCGAUGCGAUUAUUUCAGAAUAUGA
Molecule: messenger RNA, 1119 nt
Organism: Clonostachys byssicola
Lineage: Eukaryota; Fungi; Ascomycota; Sordariomycetes; Hypocreales; Bionectriaceae
Source: the annotation of a GenBank genome assembly